Pomacea canaliculata is the source of this 4788-nucleotide messenger RNA. RefSeq names its product multiple epidermal growth factor-like domains protein 6. The annotation marks the transcript as partial. The transcript is spliced from 12 exons. Lineage: Eukaryota; Metazoa; Mollusca; Gastropoda; Architaenioglossa; Ampullariidae. The record is from RefSeq and is a predicted model, not a curated record.
GAUGGAACGUGCAAACCUGCUGUAGCUGCUGACAAACCGUGCACAGGACUAGGACAGUGUGUACAGAACGCUGAGUGCACCACCUCUCAUGGAGGGCUGUGUGAUUGCCAAGCUAAUUAUUAUGCUGAGAAUGGUGUCUGUAAGCCAAAGAUCGGCGCUGGGGACCCAUGUCUGAACACGGACCAGUGCACAGACAACGCCGUGUGCACUACCCCAGGAAGACGAUGCGCGUGUAAAGUGGAGUUUUUCCUUUUAGACGGCCAGUGCAAGACAAAGAUUACACCUCAAAAGACCUGCACUGGGCUCGGCCAGUGUGUCAGCAAUGCAGAGUGCAGUUCACCCAAUGGUGGCCUCUGCCUUUGCAGGGUGGGAUUCGUUGAAAAAGACGGCGCAUGCGUAACGCAAACGGAAGCGGGCAGUCCCUGUACUGGUGAGGAAGAAUGCAUCCCAAACAGUGUGUGCGCGGAAACUUGCCGCUGUAGAGAUGGUUACUAUAAGGACAACGGCCAGUGUCACCCGAAGAAAAACGUCGGUGACCCUUGUUCGUUCGACGAUAUGUGCAGGAAAUACGCCGUCUGUUCUGCGGAAACUGGUGGCUCGUGCAUUUGUCAGGAGGGUUUUGUUCCUCAGCAAGAAGGGUGUGGAGGAAGAAUCCCUCCUGGAAAAACUUGUGAAUCCUAUGGCCAAUGUGUAGUCAACGCGGAGUGCUCGUCUCCAAAAGGUGGUCUCUGUCAGUGUUCUUCUGGCUACUAUCAGGAGGGUGACAAAUGUUUACCCCUGAAGCCUCCAGAUGCGGUGUGCGCAGGCAACUACCAGUGUGUGGAGCACGCAAACUGCACAGAAAACCACAUGAAAGUACUCGUGUGUAAGUGCAAUCCAGCCUUCUACCCGCUCACAGACUACUGCGCCAGACGCAAGCCACCAGGAAAGCCUUGCUUUGGGCUGAGCCAGUGCAUCGAGAAUGCCGAGUGUACGACAGAGGCAGGAGGUCUUUGUGCCUGUAACCUGGGCUACUAUCCAACACCAGGCGGACUUUGCGAAAAGAGGACAGGAAUCGGUCGACCGUGCACACCUCAGGAUGUGUGUGCAGAAAACGCGGUUUGUUCAGACGACACAGGUGGUGUUUGUAAGUGUGAGACAGACUUCUACCUGGUGUCUGGUCGCUGUGUGGUGCGCAAGCCAGUGGGAGAGGCCUGCAAGGACAGCGGUCAGUGCAAGCAAAAGAGCGCCUGCAACAAGCAAACGAAGAUCUGCGAAUGCCUCGAGGGAUACUAUGCAGAAAAUGGCAUUUGCAACCCUCAAAACCCUCCUGGAAAACCCUGUAGGGCGGAGGGCCAAUGCACGGCGAACGCCGAGUGUCACAGCGCUCCCCUGGGGACGUGCAGAUGUGUUGCGGACCAUUACCAAGAUGGGGACCUCUGCUUGCCACCCAGAGGUCCAGCCGAGCGCUGCACAGACAGCAGUCAGUGUGUGACCAGUGCCAGCUGUGUCCAGGGACUCUGCACCUGCAACAAAGGUUUCUACAAUGAUAAUGGCGUGUGUAAUCCCUCCAAGCCGCCGGGAGCUAUCUGCAAACGGGUGGGACAGUGCGUAGAGUUUGCGGAAUGCUCCAGUAUGUUCGGAGGUGUAUGCGAGUGUCAGAAAGGCUUUUACUCGGCCAAUGGACUUUGUCACUUAUUGAUGAAGCCAGGCCAAGUAUGUGAAAGCAGCGACCAGUGCUCAGACCACUCUACUUGUUCCAGCAAGACGUCUGAGUUAUUAAAAAAAUGUGAAUGCAAUCAAGGAUUCUAUCUGGAUGUCAGUUCAUGCAAGAAACUGGUUACCCCCGACAAGCCGUGCACAGGAUCGCGAGAAUGCGUUGACUUUGCCGAAUGUUCUGUCUCCGGCAAAUGCCAGUGUCAAACAGGCUAUGUACCUAAGAAUGGAACAUGUACACCUAAAACUCCUGCAGGCAGCACGUGCGACACUGCUGGCGAGUGUGUUGAAAAUGCAGAAUGCACGUCCGUUGCGGGAGGAAUCUGUGAGUGUAAUGACGGUUUCUUUCUAAGAGGAGGCUUGUGCUACAAGCUUAAGGACGUUGGGGAUACUUGUGGUUCCUCGCAGGAAUGCGUCUCCGGCGCUGUCUGUGACAAUAAUGGACAUUGCAUAUGUGACAAAGAUUUUUACGCAGAAGAUAAAAAGUGUUUCUUGCGAAAGAAAGUCGGGGAGACCUGUAAGGGCGGCCAUUGCACCCAGAACGCCUUGUGCUCGAGCAUGUGGGGCGGGAUAUGUGAGUGCACCAAUGGAUUCUUUGUAGACAGUGGAGAAUGCGUAGGCGUUUCUCCACCAGGAUCGCAAUGCGACACUGGUCAGUGCGUUCUCAACGCCGAGUGCUCUGCUGCCGUUGGUGGGACGUGUGCGUGCAAGCAAGGCUUUUUUCAAGAUUUGCAAAAGUGUUCAGCCUUGCUGAAGCCCCGAGAGAAGUGCACAGAUCCCUCUCAGUGCGUGCCAGACGCAACGUGCGUUGUCGGGGAAACAGAUCAAAGCCAGACAUGUGAGUGUCAAACUGGGUUCUAUGCAGAAGACGGCAAAUGCAAACAGCUGAAGGACGCCGGCGAUAAGUGCACGGCUAUGGGUCAGUGCAACCACAACGCCGAGUGCAGCACACCGUACGGCGGCGUCUGUAGAUGUCUCGAUGGUUUUUACAAUUUGAAUGGCCAGUGCGUGCCUGUGGAGAAAGCAGGACGACCCUGUAGCGGCAAAGGUCAGUGCACACACAACGCGGAAUGCAGUAGUGACGUCAGAGGGGUGUGCCAGUGUCAGGAAGCCUUCUUCAACCAAGACGGCACGUGCACUCCGGUGAAGAAGCCUGGGGAGCCAUGCCAAACCAGCGGACAGUGCGUGGCGAGUGCUAAGUGCACGCUACCCCGGGGCGUAUGCGAAUGUCUGGAGGGUUUUGUUAGCUACAGGAACGAGUGCCGGCCGGCGGUGGGCGCUGGAAGACCGUGCUUGGGUCUUGGACAAUGUGUUGCCAACGCAGAGUGCUCUACGGCGCAGGCCGGACUGUGCGAGUGUCAGGACGGUUUCUACGAAUCUAACGAGAAGUGUGUGCCUACUGUGGGGGUCAGCAUGCCAUGUGUGGAAACACUGCAGUGCGUUACUCACGCGGAAUGCGAACCUGCAUCCAAGACUUGCAGAUGCCUUGAUGGUUACUUUUCAAUGAAUGAGAAAUGUCUUCCGAAGAUCCCAGCGUCCAGCCCUUGCGGGGGACUCGGCCAGUGCGUAGGUAACGCAGAGUGCAACUCUCCCAAAGGUGGCAUUUGUCUCUGCAACGAAGGCUUCUUCCAUAGGGAUGGGAAAUGUCUCGAACGAAUCGAGCCCGGCAGUCCUUGCACCGGCGAAGAAGAGUGCACUCUACACAGCGUUUGUGUGGAGACAUGCAGAUGCCUUGAUGGAUUUUAUAAAGACAAAGGACUCUGUUUCCCCAAGAAAAUGGUCAGUGAUCCUUGCUCAUUCGACGAGAUGUGUUCGCAGCGAAUGAUUUGCUCUUCUGAGAUCGGCGGCUCCUGCAUCUGCCAGGACGGUUACUUCGAGCAGGGAAGACAGUGUGGUGGAAGAAUUCCACCGGGAGAAAAAUGUCAAGAACUCGGCGUAUGCGUAGUGAAUGCGGAAUGUUCCAGUCAAAGCGGAGGACUUUGCCAGUGCCUUCCAGAGUUCUACAAAGAAGGCAAAACUUGUCUGCCGCUCAAGAAUCCGUCUCAGCAGUGCUCAUCAGCAAAAGAGUGUGUCCCGAAUGCCAAUUGCACGGAAGACUCUGGUGUAAACGUUUGCAUGUGCAACACUGGUUUCUAUGACAACAGUGGACGCUGCGAGAGAAGUAUCAAGCCAGGAAAGCCCUGCACAGGACUGGGACAGUGCGUUCCCCAUGCAGAGUGCACUUCUGAAGUGGGCGGCGUGUGCCAGUGUGACAAAGGAUUCUAUGAUGUGUUAAACGGAACUUGCAUCAAGAAAAUUCCCGUGGGGAUGCCCUGCGACCCUUCUAAAGUGUGCGCUGAUAAUUCGUUUUGUUCGGCGUCCAUCGGAGGAACUUGCACUUGCAAAGAGCAGUUCUACAGAGUGACUGGCGAGUGUGUGCCGCGGAAAGGUGUUGGAGAAGCGUGUAGUGACUCCGGCCAGUGCAUGACUAGGAGCGGUUGCCGUGCAGACAGCCGGCAAUGCCAAUGUCUAGAUGGCUUCUACAGCAAGGACAACCUCUGCCACGCAAAAAUACCUCCUGGUCAAGAGUGCUCGGCGGAAGGGCAGUGCGUUCAAAACUCUGAGUGCAGUUCCCCAGACGGAGGUAUUUGUACAUGCGACGAGGGCUACUACAAGGAUGUUGCUCGGUGCUCUCUUCUUAAGAUUCCUGGGGAUAAGUGUACCUUUACCCAACAAUGUGUGCAGGGUGCAGAGUGCUCCAAGACAGGGAUGUGUCAGUGCACGUCGGGAUAUUACCCAUCGGAGGGUACUUGUAAGGUGGGUCUGGCGCCAGGGAAAUAUGCACGAAAGCAGGCCAGUGUGUCCAGUUUGCAGAGUGCACCACACCUUACGGGGGACUGUGCCAGUGUGGUCUGGGUUACUACGCCUCUGCCACUGAGUGUCUGCCUUCAAAAGAAGUGGGUAAACCGUGCAGCCAAGUAGGGCAGUGCGUGGCUAAUGCGGAGUGUACAGAGGGCACGUGUCAGUGUACGGCCAAGUUCUACAGGUACGGCAAACUGUGUCGCAAUCGUAUUGGAGCAGGUGACACCUGCCUCGGGCUGGGACAGUGCGUGC